Molecule: messenger RNA, 773 nt
Organism: Darwinula stevensoni
Lineage: Eukaryota; Metazoa; Arthropoda; Ostracoda; Podocopida; Darwinulidae
Source: the annotation of a GenBank genome assembly
AACCACAUGGAAGGAAAAAUGAGGGAAAGCGAGUAGCCACGUGGCUGGAGACGAAGAUGGCCGCUCGCAUGGAUACCCCUUCCCAGUCGUCUCUCGCCAGAUUGCGGCUGACUUUCAUCUUCAUUCUCGUACAAUAUGUUUUUUCGACCUACGGGGAGGCGUUGGACUUCGACGAAGCGCCGGGUAUUGCAAUGGAGUAUCGGGUUCACGUAGACGCCGGCAAGGAGGACUGCUACUAUCAAUACGUUCAUCCUGGAGCUUCCCUUUACAUCAGUUUAUGGGUCGUGAGAGGAGGGGACGGGAUGGCAGGCUUCGCGGUCCGCCACCCCAAGGGCCACCACGUCCAGCCCUAUCAGUGGAAGUCCGAGACGGAAUACGAGGAGGAGAAGUCCGAAGGAGGUUUCUACGAACUAUGCAUCGACAACCAGUUCUCCCGCUUUGCGGACAAACUCGUCAACCUCUACCUCACCACUUUCAGGCAAGUGCCAGGACCCAACUCGCAUGACAAGUGGGAAAAGUACACCCAGGACCUCCAGGCAUUGGAUGUGGAUGUGGCUAAUUUCACAAACAUGAUCCAUGGAGUUGAUCAGAGGAUCCAGUCAAUGAGCAAAUAUCAGCAGAUGGCCCGGAACACUGAAUCGCGUGACAUGGGGCUGAUACAGAGCAACCAGUCGUACGUGCAGUAUUGGUCGCUCACGCAAUGCAUCGUCGUCCUUGCCACGGGCACUGUUCAGGUUCUGUUCCUCAGGAAACUCUUCGAAACAGGAAACACA